Messenger RNA from Eurytemora carolleeae, 1092 nucleotides. RefSeq names its product small proline-rich protein 3. The record is from RefSeq and is a predicted model, not a curated record. The transcript has 5 exons. Bases 1 to 1092 code for a protein of 363 amino acids. NCBI's taxonomy places the organism in Eukaryota, Metazoa, Arthropoda, Copepoda, Calanoida, Temoridae.
AUGCCGGAAACUAUUUCUAAGGAAUGUACUAGUGUAGAGACACCGGAAUGCAGGAUAGAAUACCAGACUGUUUGUGGCGUUCAACCUGGUUAUCCUGGUCCCCACAAGCUGGGACUAGUUCAUCCUCAUGGAGUUUCACAUGGUGUUGCACAUGGACCUGCUCAUGGAGUUGCGCAUGGACCUGCUAAUCUAGCCGGAGGAUAUGGUCCUGGAUAUGGAUAUGGGUAUCCAUGGAGAAAGCAAUGGAAAAGAGAAGCAGACCCAAAACCUGCACCUGAUUAUGGCUUAUGUACCAAGGUUCCCAAAAAAGUGUGUAGUCCAGUGGCAAAACCAGUUUGCAGAAGUGUGCCACACCAGCAUUGUGUUCCAACCACGGAACGUGAAUGCAAAAGUGUUCCAAGACAAAACUGUCACUCUGUUCCCAAGAAGGUACCAAGGAAAGAAUGUAGAAACGUGCCCAGACAACAAUGCCAUAACGUCCCUGAGCAGAAAUGUAAAAAUGUUCCAAGAAAGGCAUGCCACCCUGUUCCUAGGAACCAUUGCAAGCCAGUAGUAAGAGAGCAAUGUGUAAAUGUUCCAAAGGAACACUGUGAAACCGUUCCAAAACAGGAAUGUAAAGCUGUUCCAGACCAGGAAUGUAUUUCAGUUCCCAAACCCCACUGUGUCACUGUUCCAAAACCUCAUUGCAUUGACGUUCCCAAGCAGCACUGUGUCAAUGUUCCAAAACAACACUGUGAAAGUGUUCCAAGGGAAGAAUGUGUUCCCGUUCCCCGUCAGGUUUGCCAGAAUGUUCCCAAACAAGAAUGUCACAAGGUGCCCAGGGAACAUUGUCAUAAAGUUCCACGAGACCAAUGUUCAACCGUUCCAAGACAAGCCUGUAAUACUGUUCCAAAACAGAAAUGUUCCAAAGUUCCAAGGCAAGCUUGUCACACCGUCUCCAAGGAACGUUGUGAAUCCUAUCCGCAUCAGGACUGUAGGACAGUUCCCCAGGAAAAAUGUGAAAAUGUUCCAGAAAAAUCUUGUAAGACCGUUCCCAAGGAAGCAUGCGCUCAGAAGUGUGAGAACGUAUAUUGGUGCAAGGUUUGCAACUAA